Zingiber officinale is the source of this 585-nucleotide messenger RNA. RefSeq names its product proline-rich receptor-like protein kinase PERK2. Lineage: Eukaryota; Viridiplantae; Streptophyta; Magnoliopsida; Zingiberales; Zingiberaceae. The record is from RefSeq and is a predicted model, not a curated record. Bases 1 to 585 code for a protein of 194 amino acids. The transcript has a single exon.
AUGGAAGUCAGAGUCCUGUCGCUGCUCCUCUUCUUCUUCUUCUUCCUCUUCUUCCUCUGCUCCUCUGUUAGCGCCGCCAGGCACUUGACCGUCUUCAUUCCUCUGCCUAAACCGUCGCUUCUUCCGCCGGUGUCUAUCCGGCCUCCCAAUCCCCCCAGGUCGUCGUCGCUUCUGCCACCGAAGCCAGGGUUGCCCUCGAAGCCGAUGCCGUCGCUUCUGGUGUCGAAACCGCUGAAGCCGUCCAAGUUUCGCCUGCCUCCCAUUCCCUUCCUGCCUCGGAAGAAGAGGACGCCGACGCCGUCGCGUCUGGUGACGAAACCACUGAAGCCGUCCAAGUCUCGCCUGCCUCCCAUUCCCUUCCUGCCGCGGAAGAAGAGGACGCCGACGACGGCGUCGGCGUCGCUUUUGGCGUCCAACCCACUGCUGCCAUCGAAGUCGUCUCUCCUCCCUCCAAUCCCUUUCCUGCCGCCCAAGAUGCAGACGCCGACGCCGUCGCUCCAGCCGCCAAAGCCACUUUUGCCAUCGGCGAUGAUCGGCCUCCCUCAGAUUCCCAGCUUCCAGCCGUCGCCGCCGGCCAAACCAUGA